AUGAGACUCACUCUGCACUUUGUGGCGACUGGCACAGUGGUUCUAGUGAUCGCUUGGGUGGCGCACAUGCGCAAUGGCUUAGAGGAAGACAUGGAAGAUGUGAAGCUUGGACUGUAUGAACCACCCGAUCGAUGUCAACAUGUUCGCCUAUCGCAGAUAAUGCAAAAUGGGAAAGACACAGAGAGAAGUGGCGUGGAACACUCGUUGAAAAAGAAAUUAGAAGUUCCAACCGCGUUUGACUCAAUAGAGAACUUUCUAGAAGUUGCAGAACAAUCUCAAGAUAGAGGUUUGGCUUGUGGAAGAACAAAAUAG
Molecule: messenger RNA, 312 nt
Organism: Sphenostylis stenocarpa
Lineage: Eukaryota; Viridiplantae; Streptophyta; Magnoliopsida; Fabales; Fabaceae
Source: the annotation of a GenBank genome assembly